Brassica oleracea var. oleracea is the source of this 1601-nucleotide messenger RNA. Its product is annotated as dof zinc finger protein DOF2.5. NCBI's taxonomy places the organism in Eukaryota, Viridiplantae, Streptophyta, Magnoliopsida, Brassicales, Brassicaceae. Gene Ontology annotation, molecular function: DNA binding; DNA-binding transcription factor activity. The record is from RefSeq and is a predicted model, not a curated record. The transcript is spliced from 2 exons. The coding region runs from base 214 to 1293 and encodes 359 amino acids. Gene Ontology annotation, biological process: regulation of DNA-templated transcription.
AACAUCCAUAAAGUGAAAGGCAACGCAUAGAAGAGCCAUCACUCACAAACAAAGGAAAAGGCAGAAAAAAAAAGUCUCCAAAACAUUCUUCUCUUUGGCCUUUACUCAAAACCCACACAUAUAUCUUCCUCUGGCUUUCUCUUUGUCGGAACUCAUGGACGCUACGAAGUGGACACAGCUCUUUCGGUUUCAAUGUUCUAGGGCUUUCAAGAAAUGAUGAACAUUAAACCAAUGGACCAAAUCAUGAUUCCUAAUAACAACAACACACAUCAAUCAACCACCACCUCCAGUGCAAGGCCAAGCACCAUUCUCACACCUAACGGCGUCUCAGCCGCUGGAGCCACCGUCUCUAGCGUAAGCAACAACAACAACAAUACCGCGGUCGUGGUAGAGAGGAAAGCAAGACCACAAGAGAAACUAAAUUGUCCAAGAUGUAACUCAACCAACACAAAGUUUUGUUACUACAACAACUAUAGUCUAACACAACCAAGAUACUUCUGCAAAGGUUGUCGAAGGUAUUGGACCGAAGGUGGAACUCUUAGGAAUGUCCCUGUCGGGGGAAGCUCAAGAAAGAACAAGAGAUUAUCUUCUUCUUCUUCUUCAUCAAACAUCCUUCAGACAACACCAUCUUCACUUGGUUUGACUACAACACUUCCAGAUCUAAACCCACCAAUUCUCUUCUCAAACCAAAUCCCCAAUAAAUCAAUAGGGUCAUCACAGGAUCUCAACUUGUUGUCUUUCCCGGUCAUGCAAGAUCAGCAUCAUCGUGUUCACAUGUCUCAGUUUCUUCACAUGCCUAAGAUGGAAGGAAAUGGCAACAUAACUCAUCAGCAGCCUUCAUCAUCAUCCUCUCUCUAUGGUUCUUCUCCUGUUUCAGCUCUUGAGCUUUUAAGAAGAGGAGUUAGUGUUUCUCCAAACUCAGUUAUGCCUUCUGGUCCAAUGAUGGAUUCAUCAAACAAUGUGAUGUACACUUCCUCAGGAUUUCCAACAAUGGUGGAUUACAAGCCAAGUAAUCUCUCUUUCUCUACUGAUCAUCAUCAAGGGACUGGACACAACAACCACAAUAGGUCAGAUGAUGCUAAUCAUCAAGGUAGGGUUUUGUUUCCAUUUGGGGAUCAAAUGAAGGAGCGUUCAUCAAGCAUAACACAAGAAGUUGAUCAUGAUGAUAAUCAACAACAGAACAGUCAUGGUAACAAUAAUAAUAAUAAUAAUAAUAAUAAUAUUGCUUCAAUCCCUAAUAAUGGAUACUGGAGUGGGAUGUUCAGUACUACAGGAGGAGGUUCUUCAUGGUGAAGCAAAAUGAUCAAAAGAGAUUAUGACAUUAGAUUUCUAAUUCUCUUUCAUGAUCUUUUGCCUUACAUAGUCACAUGGGCAACUUUAGUUAAAGUUGUCAGAACUCAGAACUGAGCUAACACAACAGUCUUUUAUUCUCCUUAUUUUUCUAGGUUUUUAUUUUGUUUAAAUAUAUAUUUCUUUUUUUAAAAAAAAUCUCUAUAAUUUUGAUGUUAAUUUGGGUUUGUUUGGUCACUUUGAUUUAUUGAUACGUAGCAUAUAUGACUAUAUGUAUAACGGUUGUGUAUGGUUAGAAGAAUAUGUGAAUA